GGAAGUACUUUGUGUUGCUAUGAGACACUGAUUUUUAUUUUUUGUUAGAUAGCAGCUUCUUUCCUUGAAUAUUUUGGAGUUUCGCCUUGCUAAUGUUUUUAUAAUGCCAAAACAAUUAUUAGACGCCGAUAUAGGCACAAUUUGGUUCAGAGCAAGCAACUGGAUAUCAGCUUUGUGGCUUUUUAUUUUACUGUAACGUUAGCUAGGAAGGUUAAUUAAUUAAUUGUGACAAGCAGCAUGGCGUCCAGAGGCGGUUCAAGAGAUAUUGAGGACGCUUCUCAGUUACUUUUCCCCAAAGAGUUCGAGAACGCGGAGACACUUCUAAACUCCGAGGUACAGAUGCUUCUGGAGCAUCGCAAGCAGCAGAACGAGAGUGCAGAGGACGAACAAGAGCUAACGGAGGUUUUCAUGAAAAUCUGGAGGGGCAGUUUGAGGAUGAGGAGCUGCAGCAGAUCCUUGAUGACAUCCAGACCAAGAGAAGUUUCCAAUACUGAAGACAGUUCCUCCUCUGGCCUGUUCUAACCUAAACCCAUCGUUAUGUCAGAAAAUACUGGGCUCUGCUACCCACCCAGAAACACAAUGUGCAUCCUAAAUGACACCCUAUAUAGUGAAUUGGGUGCAGUUUGGGAUGCAAACCGGACUCUGACCAUUCUCUCCAGGAUGGGUACCUCCAAAUUGGACUUGGGGGGUGUAUCGACAGCUGAGGGGUGCGUCAGGCACCGCAGAGCUGUACAUUCAUUGCAGAGAUGAUACAGCGCCAUUUAGAAGACCAUACCAAGCUAGGAUGAAUACAUACAUUACUAAAUGUAAAUACUUUAUAAAUAAACAUCAGAUUUUUAAAUAUU
Oncorhynchus tshawytscha (Chinook salmon) is the source of this 845-nucleotide messenger RNA. Its product is annotated as DNA-directed RNA polymerase II subunit RPB4. The transcript is spliced from 3 exons. Lineage: Eukaryota; Metazoa; Chordata; Actinopteri; Salmoniformes; Salmonidae. Gene Ontology annotation, molecular function: nucleotide binding. Bases 238 to 522 code for a protein of 94 amino acids. The record is from RefSeq and is a predicted model, not a curated record.